Messenger RNA from Dicrocoelium dendriticum, 2572 nucleotides. The record is from the annotation of a GenBank genome assembly. NCBI's taxonomy places the organism in Eukaryota, Metazoa, Platyhelminthes, Trematoda, Plagiorchiida, Dicrocoeliidae.
AUAAAACUUUUGAACAGGUGAUUCUCUUGGACUUACUGAUCUGAUCGGUUUUCCUGCGUUAACACACUUAAUAAUGCAGCAUUCGUAUGAUUGCAAGAAGUGUAGCUUGUGCCCGCGCCGAUACCAUACUAUGGCGUUGAUUCCUGUGCAGUUAGUAGCUAGUUCGGAUCGGCGAGGUAGCCCAUUUCAAACUGAUCGAUUGAGAUAAAUACUGGUAUCGGCUAAUGGGAAAGUAAGUGGAAAGGAACCGGAAUGACCGAUUUAUUACAUGGACGCUUCUUGGAUACCAUUUUCUGCCAAAGUGGGAGAUGCGGUUGGAUAUUUGAGUUUUCUAGUAAAAAAGCGAAUCGGUUCCUACCCCACUCCCGGGCAGCUUUGCGGUUCACUCGUGCAUGCGCCAUGUCACGACCUUUAUCCAAUCCCUACCCACUCACAAGAGCUGGCCGUCACUAGGCCUGCGUCUGCUUCGCAAACGCUGAUUCAUUUUUCCGGAUCUCAGGGGCAACUGUUCGCUACCCCCCUUGUCAGGUCUCCUCUGCAACACUGCCUGCAGGUCGACACGCAGUACGUCUCGCCUCUCUAUCCUUCCGUCAUCUAUUCAUUAUUCGGUGGGACGUAUUGCUCAUUUGAUGUUGUGGCUCAGUCCAAAUCAACUGAUUUUGAUGUUAUCUCCCGGCGAAACAGUGCACAUUCAGCUUACGCAGCCGAUCAUGCCGUUUUUUCUCAGAGCCAUAGGGUGGACGACUCAUGCAGCAAAAUCAGCGACGGCUCACAAAGCAGUGACGGAACGGAACUUUUCCACUCGGCGCUGAGUCACCGUAGCCUUAGUGCGCAUUCUCAAGAUUGGUUUCCCAGAGUAGAAGGUCUCACUCUUGACCACCCUGGCUCUGACCCGCUUUGCUUGCACUGGAAACACUGCUACCCUUACUCACAACAUACUGGACGCUCUGAGCAGCUUAAUGCUGCAGAAAAUGCACGUGUUGGUGCUUCGAAACACUCCUUGCAAUGCUACCAAACAAUUUUCGAGACGCAGAUACUUGACAUGACAGUAGAACGUAUGACUAGUCCUUCGAGUGAACACUCCCUGUAUGAACUUAGCUUGAAAUGUGAUUGGUUGGGUGAUCAUUGCUUAGCUGAGAAGCCUCAUCGAUACUGUGGGAAUGCGCAUAGCGGUACCUUAUUGCACGAGCGGUGCUUGCCUGAGCUACCGCCUGGACACCUGGAAGUUUCGAUUUGCGACUCAGUCGAUGGCUGUUCCGAAUCGGACACACUCGAAAUUCCUGCGCUGUUGACACGGUGGUGCUCCAAUUCCCCUUACCCACCAGAGUACGUGGAAUUAUCAGAACUGUUUGUACAGAAUUCUGCGGCCGACUGGGAUUCAAAUUCUGUGGCCGUCUCUUCGGAACCUACGCAAUCUGCAUCGACUAAGCCUUCAGCAGCAGUACAUCAAACGGGCUCGAAUAAUGAUACCGGUUCGUUUGAAAAUGCACUGAACCAGGAGGGAAGGGUGGAUUCGUUGGUCCCUACUCUUUCUGUGGACAAAAUUCAUGAAACCCUAGGGCUUGGUAUUGCAUCCGCGCACAGUCCCGAGUUAAACUCACAAGAACUGCAAUUCCUUAACGAGGUACCGCCAGAAUUCGCAGCAGCUGAACUGCGCCUUCGUCGAGCACUGAGAACCGAGCAAUCAAAAUUAGAACUUGAGUCCGCACGCACAAGCCCAAUUUUUUCACGACAAAAAAGUUACAGUGAAACGCCCAAGCGCUCCUCCAUACUCGUUAGAUAUGCUGAGGACACGGUCAAUCGACUGAGCAUCUUUAAACGAACUCCAUCUGGUACAGACGGCCCCACAGUGUCAUCCCCGAAAUUACAUAGGACCUCUUUGUCUAUGGUGCGUCCACCACAGCGGCCUUUGUUUGCCAGAGACCAGGAUUCUGUGGACGAUGGGGUCGGUGAAUCCGGAGAACUUGGCUCCAGAAUCACUACGAUGUCUUGGGCCACAAUAGACUCUACUGAUGUCAGCAGGGGGAUGAAGUUGGUAGAUUUUGGAAUUGCUAGUAGUAGCAGCGAGGCGUUGGAUAACUUUGAGAAGUCGAAGGAUGUUCUCGGCCUUAACACUACAAAGGACGAGGCUGUUCAGUUCGAACUCAUGCCACUAUCAUCAUCUUCAAUACCUCAAUCCGUGAUCCCAUCGCAAUCUAAGCAAGUCGCAUGUAACAUCACACCCUCAAUACACUAUUGCGAUUUGGGUCAAAUUGAUAAAGAAUUGUAUGGCCUCCAUUACUUUCCCCGUUUCACUACUGUCAUUGCGAGAUUAAGGAAAUUUGCCAUGUCGAGGACAAGAGCCAAGUAUGAAAGGUUUCCCUUUAUAACAAACAAAUCAGCUUUCGGAAUAUUCUUGAAUUUCGGCCACAAAAACGGAUGAACAAGCAUUUGACCAAUCACACCCACUUAAAUGCGGAGAGAAUGAGGACGCGCGCGCAUGUGUGUUAGGUAAGCCCGGCUCAAAAAAAUUGUGAACGUUUUCUUUCGUCACUAUUUUCAUUUCAGUAAAGUCACCUCUUUUCUACUCUCG